AUGUGAAAAUCUUCAGGUCAGGUCAAAGUUAAUCAUAAUUAUUUGGAGUCUAAUAAUCUACGGAGAUCAGUUAAUCAAAAGACCCAAUCUAUAACUGGAAAAAAAAUAAAUGAAGAUAAUACAAGAAGUAUCUCAUAUAUACCAUGAACACGGUUUUAGAUCGACCUGAGACCUCCCUCCCUUCCCCUCCCUUCCCCUCCUUCCCCUCCAUCCCUUGACAGUUUCAGCUUUAUUGAAAUCUACAAAUUGAAUUUGAGUUGUCAAAUCCUUAGUGAGGGACUUUUCAUUUUAAAUUAACAAUUUAGUUCAAACUGAAACCGCCAGGGGUUGGGGGAGAGGAGUUUCAGGUCGAGCCAUACCUGUUCUGAAGGUAUAGCAAUAAAUUGUCAACUAAUGCAAACACAAGAGAUUCAAGAAAUGCUGACUCAGGUAGGCAUGAAAGUAGAAGUGGAAUCAGAGAGUUGCGAGCACAAAACAAAGUUUGCAGUAUUCAAAGACUAUUAAAGCACCCAACAAAAACCAAGCAUAAUGAGGAAAAUCAAAAAUUGCAAACGAAAAUAUUAAUCCACUUCAAGUCCACCCGAAACAUAGGAUCAAAAGAUACGAUAAUAAUUUCCAGCAUGAUGGCGCAUUUUAUUUUCGCUAAAAGCUGGAGGAGCUUAGCCUGCGAAUUUAGGAAGAAUUUGCAUUGUGAGAAAGGAUUCUGCGACGCAUGAGCCUUUCUAGUGCUGAAUCUAUGAAGCAUUGUAUUGAAAUAA
Messenger RNA from Blepharisma stoltei, 758 nucleotides. NCBI's taxonomy places the organism in Eukaryota, Ciliophora, Heterotrichea, Heterotrichida, Blepharismidae. The record is from the annotation of a GenBank genome assembly.